Molecule: messenger RNA, 1344 nt
Organism: Penicillium macrosclerotiorum
Lineage: Eukaryota; Fungi; Ascomycota; Eurotiomycetes; Eurotiales; Aspergillaceae
Product: AP-1 complex subunit mu
Exons: 6
Coding region: 1-1344 (447 amino acids)
Biological process (GO): intracellular protein transport; vesicle-mediated transport
Cellular component (GO): clathrin-coated vesicle; clathrin adaptor complex
Molecular function (GO): clathrin-cargo adaptor activity
Source: RefSeq, a predicted model, not a curated record
AUGGCGUCUGCUCUCUUCUUCCUCGACCUGAAGGGCAAGACCCUUCUGGCCCGUAAUUAUCGCGGAGACAUCCCUAUGUCCGCCGUCGAGAAGUUCCCUAUCCUACUGAGCGAAGCAGAAGAAGAAUCAUCAGCUGUGCCUCCUUGUUUCUCCCACGAGGGAAUUAACUACCUUUAUAUCCGCCACAGCAACCUCUACAUUCUCGCCCUGACCAAGCGAAACACAAAUGCCACCGAGAUUCUCCUCUUCCUCCACAAACUUGUGGAGGUCUUCACCGAAUACUUCAAGGUCCUGGAGGAGGAGAGUAUCCGAGACAACUUCGUCAUCAUCUACGAGUUGCUAGACGAGAUGAUGGACUUUGGAUACCCACAAACAACUGAAAGCAAAAUCCUACAAGAAUACAUUACUCAAGAAUCCCACAAGCUCGAAGUCCAAGCACGGCCGCCCAUCGCCGUUACAAACGCCGUCUCUUGGCGAAGCGAAGGUAUUCGUUACCGCAAAAAUGAGGUUUUUCUGGAUGUGGUCGAGUCUCUCAACCUACUGGUGUCGGCAAACGGGAACGUCUUGCGAUCUGAGAUCCUGGGUGCCAUCAAAAUGAAAUGUUAUCUAAGUGGCAUGCCCGAAUUACGAUUGGGCCUAAACGACAAAGCCAUGUUUGAGACCACGGGCCGCGCGACGCGGGGCAAGGCUGUCGAGAUGGAAGACGUCAAGUUCCACCAGUGUGUGCGACUAUCCCGAUUCGAAAAUGACCGAACUAUCAGCUUUAUUCCUCCGGAUGGUGAAUUCGAGCUUAUGAGCUAUCGUUUGAACACCCAGGUGAAGCCUCUGAUUUGGGUUGAGUGCCUGGUGGAGUCGCACUCGGGAUCACGAAUUGAAUACAUGCUCAAGGCCAAGGCCCAAUUCAAGCGCCGUAGCACCGCCAACAAUGUCGAAAUUCUGGUCCCAGUCCCCGAAGAUGCUGAUUCUCCCCGGUUCCGGACCAAUAUUGGCACUGUGCACUAUGCUCCCGAAAAGUCGGCGAUUAUUUGGAAGAUCAAACAGUUCGGUGGAGGCAAAGAGUUCCUCAUGCGAGCGGAAUUGGGUCUUCCAUCUGUGAAGGGCGACGACGAGCACGGCGGUGGUAUGACCGGUGGUUUUGGAGGCAGCAUGGGCGGUGCUGGUGCAACUGGCAAGGCGAAGCGGCCCAUCAACGUCAAGUUUGAGAUCCCCUACUUCACCACAUCUGGCAUUCAGGUGCGGUACCUCAAGAUCACCGAGCCUAAGCUCCAAUACCCCUCCCUUCCUUGGGUCCGAUACAUCACACAAUCCGGCGAUAUCGCCGUUCGCAUGCCAGAUGUCCAAUAA